This is a messenger RNA of Letharia columbiana, 1059 nucleotides long. RefSeq lists its product as uncharacterized. Lineage: Eukaryota; Fungi; Ascomycota; Lecanoromycetes; Lecanorales; Parmeliaceae. The transcript has 6 exons. Gene Ontology annotation, biological process: DNA-templated DNA replication; DNA repair. Bases 1 to 1059 code for a protein of 352 amino acids. Gene Ontology annotation, cellular component: Ctf18 RFC-like complex; Rad17 RFC-like complex; Elg1 RFC-like complex. Gene Ontology annotation, molecular function: DNA binding; ATP hydrolysis activity; DNA clamp loader activity. The record is from RefSeq and is a predicted model, not a curated record.
AUGGCAUUACUGGUAGACAAAUACCGCCCACGCUCUCUGGAGGCAUUGACAUACCACGAAGACCUCUCCGAGCGGCUCAAAAGUCUCGCAAAAAGCGGAGAUUUUCCCCAUCUUCUUGUCUACGGGCCGUCAGGCGCGGGAAAAAAGACCAGGAUUGUUGCAACGUUACGUGAGCUUUAUGGGCCUGGUGUGGAAAAGAUCAAAAUCGACUCUCGUGUAUUCCAAACCACCUCAAACCGCAAGCUCGAAUUCAAUAUCGUGGCUUCUGUGUACCACCUUGAGAUAACGCCUUCAGACGUCGGCAAUUUCGACAGGGUAGUCAUCCAAGAUCUUCUCAAGGAAGUGGCACAAACCCAACAAGUCGACCAGUCUGCUAGACAACGCUUCAAGGUCGUUGUCAUCAAUGAAGCGGACCACCUUACCCGAGACGCACAGGCAGCGUUGAGAAGGACUAUGGAGAAAUACAGCCCCAACAUGAGGCUGAUAUUGUUGGCAAACAGUACAGCAAAUAUCAUUGCGCCAAUUCGAUCGCGAACGCUGUUGGUGAGGGUAGCGGCGCCGACGGAGAGCGAUAUUUGCAAAGUUCUGGAGAAAGUUGGAGCGCAGGAAGGAUGGGCCGAGGCGGAAGGCUUGAACAGGAGGAUUGCAAAGGACAGUGCGAGAAACCUGAGGAGGGCAUUGCUGAUGUUUGAGGCUGUCCACGCACAGAACGAGAAAGUCACGGAUAAGACGCCUGUCCCGCCGCCGGAUUGGGAGGCUCUCGUCGCUCAGAUUGCCGAUGAGAUAAUGGCAGAACAUACGCCUGCGAGGCUUCUGCAAGUCCGUGCGAAGUUUUACGAUUUGCUCAGUCAUUGUAUACCACCUACAACGGUAUUGAAGACAUUGACCUUCAAACUCAUACCAAAGAUUGACGACGCACUGAAAGCAGACGUGAUCAAGUGGUCGGCUUUCUAUGAGCAUCGCAUUCGAAUGGGCAGCAAACACAUCUUCCAUCUCGAGGCUUUUGUUGCAAAAUUCAUGAGAAUACUAGAAAGCUACUUAAUGGGGAUGGAUUUCUAG